AGCGAGAAAGGCCAGGCCUCCUAAUAUCCCACGAAUCUUCUCCUUCCCACAUCACAUUUGCCUGGUAUAUAAACAAACAGCAUCACUUACCGCAAUCCCUAAAUAAAUAAAUAAAGAAACCUAAGCUUUAACCCUCUGAAGAGUUGCAAUGGCAACCUCAAGAUUGUUGCGAACUUCAAAUCCUCUGCGCCAUGCAAUUUCUUCUUCUUCUACUUGUUCAUCAUCAUCAUCUUCGUCAACAAAUACUGUCAGGUGUGUGAGUAAGGCAGGACUUAAUGGGGAUAAGAGAAUUUGUGGGAAUUCUGAUCACGGGAGAUCAAUGCUGCCCACAAAAGCAUCUGUGGCUGCAUCAGAUAGAUUGUUGAUUACAACAAAGCCAGAGGUCGGUCCAGUGAUCGAUCUUGCCUCUUCGCUGGCCCAAGUUAUUGAUGCCCUGCUUAAGAUAUUAAGACAAAUAUUGGAGCAAAGACGUUGGAAAUUAACCCAGAUGGUUAUUGAAAGGGUCAUAGUGGAUUGUCGGUUUUUCACAUUAUUUGCUGUUGCGGGAUCUUUAGUCGGUUCAGUAUUGUGUUUUCUGGAGGGUUCCUUUCUUGUGCUGAAAUCAUAUUUCCAGUUUUUCAAUACGCUACCUCCAAACACUGAUCAGGGACAUAUGGUUCAUCUAAUUAUAGAAGCCAUAGACGUUUUCUUGGUGGGAACCGCUAUGCUUAUUUUCGGGGUAGGAUUGUAUGCCAUGUUCGUGGGGUCCAAGAAUAUAGCGGAGAAGAAAGAACAUUCAGGGUCCAAUUUAUUUGGUCUCUUCCAUAUGAAGAGACUUCCCAAAUGGGUAGAAAUGGAGUCGGUUUGGGAAGCAAAAUCGAAAAUAGGGCAUGCUGUGAUGAUGAUACUUCAAGUAGGAGUGCUGGAAAAAUUCAACACAAUACCUCUUGUUAGUAGUCUGGAUAUGGUUUGUUUUGCUGGAGCUGUGCUAAUUUCCUCAGCGUGUAUCUUCCUUCUCUCCAGACUCUCUGUUGGCUGUUAUAUGGAGAGAUAGGUAGCCCCGGCUAGUUUCUUCAGACAGGUCAAGACAAAAUACGCUCAAAUUACCUUAUUAUAAUUCAAAUUCUUUUUGUACCAUAAGCAGUAAACAGAGAGUCAAUUGCCAUAAUGUAAAAUGGCAUGUAUUGAGCACACAAACAAUGGAAACUUUGCAGUAUUACCAAUAAAUAAUGUACAAGAAAACAACAGGCUAAGGUUUACCAU
Molecule: messenger RNA, 1242 nt
Organism: Mangifera indica (mango)
Lineage: Eukaryota; Viridiplantae; Streptophyta; Magnoliopsida; Sapindales; Anacardiaceae
Exons: 5
Coding region: 149-1033 (294 amino acids)
Source: RefSeq, a predicted model, not a curated record